This is a messenger RNA of Macrosiphum euphorbiae (potato aphid), 201 nucleotides long. The record is from the annotation of a GenBank genome assembly. NCBI's taxonomy places the organism in Eukaryota, Metazoa, Arthropoda, Insecta, Hemiptera, Aphididae.
AUGGGUAUAAAAUUCAACACCGGAUUCCCAAUUGCAUUUGCUUUGAUGUCAAGAAAGACAGCGAGGGCUUACAAUGCCUUAUUUAAACGGCUAUUAGAAAUUGAGCCACAGUGGACACCACAAACAAUUAUUGUAGAUUUUGAGAGAGCUGCAAUGGUGUCAUUGAAAGCAAUUUUCAAUAACGUUACGAUAAGGGGUUGA